Trematosphaeria pertusa is the source of this 760-nucleotide messenger RNA. RefSeq names its product acyl-coenzyme A thioesteras-like protein 13. The transcript has a single exon. Bases 86 to 547 code for a protein of 153 amino acids. The record is from RefSeq and is a predicted model, not a curated record. Gene Ontology annotation, molecular function: fatty acyl-CoA hydrolase activity. NCBI's taxonomy places the organism in Eukaryota, Fungi, Ascomycota, Dothideomycetes, Pleosporales, Trematosphaeriaceae.
CGCCUCCACGCCUCGCCCUGCCACUGUGCACUCCUCCCCGCCUGCCGACAGCCUCUUCGAGCGCGCUCGCUUCAUGGCGGUCAUCAUGGCCUCUGAACUGCCUGCCAACAACCCCGAGACCCUUGCGCACGUCGAGAAGUUCUGGCAGGGCCGGAAACCGCACAGUCCCAUCUAUCAGUUUCUGCUCGAGGACAUUCAGCUGACCUACGCGUCGAAAGGCAUUGUCCGCGCCCGCCUUCUCCUGUCGAAGAACCACAUCAAUGCCCACGGCGGCAUUCAUGGCUCCGUCUCCGCCACCUUGAUUGACUGGGUUGGCGGCAUGGCCAUCGCUGCUUGGGACAACAGGGUGAAGACGGGCGUCAGCACCGAUAUCCACAUCUCGUACCAGAGCUCGGCGAAAGAUGGAGACUGGAUAGAGAUCGAAGGCAAUGCGGGCAAGGUGGGAGGCUCGUUGGCCUUCACGACGGCGACCAUCUGGAAGGUCGUGGACGAUAAGCCCGGCCCCAUUGUCGCUACAGGCUCGCACACCAAGUUCGUCAAAGUGUGACCGACUGCCGAACACAAGAACGAAGUGCCGCCAUCUUCUUUGGGCUAUCAUUCCGCUCUCCAUGAAUGACGGAUUCCACUCGGAUGGCGAAGAUCGAACCCAACCCUUCCGCUUUAGAAACCAUUCUUAGCCUCGCGGCUAUGAAAGCAUGGAAAUUAUAGAGGGUAACAUUCACAUAGAUGUCAAUACAGCAUAUCUGUUUCCCCAAUCCCC